Ostrinia furnacalis (Asian corn borer) is the source of this 2825-nucleotide messenger RNA. RefSeq names its product MICAL-like protein 1. Gene Ontology annotation, molecular function: protein binding. The transcript has 7 exons. Bases 671 to 2326 code for a protein of 551 amino acids. NCBI's taxonomy places the organism in Eukaryota, Metazoa, Arthropoda, Insecta, Lepidoptera, Crambidae. The record is from RefSeq and is a predicted model, not a curated record.
GACCCCCCUAUAGAGGCUUCGCGACCCCCCAGGGGGUAGCGACCCACAGGUUGAAAAACACUGUUUUAACGCAUCAUCAUGCCUACCCUUUACAUUUGCUAUAAAUCUGUUUAAAUAAUUAUUACUACAUAAUUCUAAAGUUUAAGGCUCAGUCUGCAGAAGUGCGUCAGUGCAUGCGAAUAGAAUCGCUAAAUUAACUUGUUUGAUCACUCACUAUCAGAAUGGAGCCACUCACUUAUGGUCAUGGCCAUAAAGAUACACAAAAAUAAAGCCGUCUCCAUAAUUAUAACGUUAUUAGCUAUGUGCGCCGAGCAAAAUAAUUUUGCUUUAUCACGAACUAUGUAUAGAGUGUGAUUUCUUUGCCUACUGAUAAAAAGAAAGUGGAUGAUAUGUCAAUUUUUUUGACAAAUUACCAAAUGCCAACCACAGAUGAGAGAGAGUAAUGCCAACUAACCACAAAGUUUUACUCAACAAUUCUAAUUUUGCACAAAAACUUUGCAUUUGUACAGUUUUGUUUAUUUAACAUAAUAGUUAAUAGUGCAAGUUUCGCACAAAACAAACUAUGACAUAUUCUCGGUGAAAAAGCAUUUUAUGAGUCACCUAACGCAGUUAAAUGAUGACCGAUUAUUAUUCUACUCAAUCGUAUUUUUAAUCUAAAAAAACUAAUAAAAUGUCUGAAAGAAAAGGAACUAAAGCUUUAGAACUGUGGUGUAAGCGUCUAGUGCGGGAUUGUCCAAAUGUUCAAAUAGAUAAUAUGACCACAUCGUGGAGGAAUGGCAUUGCAUUUUGUGCAUUAGUCCACCACUUUCGUCCUGACCUAAUUGAUAUGUCAUCAUUAAAACCAGAAAAUAUCUAUGAAAAUAAUCAGUUGGCAUUUAAUGUGGCUGAGAAACAUUUGGGUAUCCCUGCUUUGCUUGAUCCCGAAGAUAUGGUUGAGAAUGAUGUCCCAGACAGGUUAUCAAUACUGACUUAUUUGUCUCAAUUUUAUCAGAGAUUAGGCCACACAGUAAAUACAAAGGCAUCAUCUGAAGUUGAACCUAAAUCAUCUUCAGCUUCAAACUCAACUCCACUCAAAUUUGGCAAAUCUGGACUUGACAAAUGUGCUGCAUGCGGCCUGCCUGUCUAUCUGGCACAACGCCUUAUAGUAUCACACAAACUCUACCAUAGAAGAUGUUUUCGAUGUUCCAAAUGCUCUGGGCACCUCAACCCAAAGAACUUUGAGAUCACUGAUGGAUCUGAAUUUACUUGUGAUAGCUGUAAAAAUGAAAAGACAUUGUCUAAAUUCUUCAAUAAUAAUGACCACGAUCAAAUGGGAAUGCUUGCAUUUAGUGAUGACUUAAGGAAAACCCCGGAGGUUCCUAAAGAGGAGUCAAUUAAUGUUAAAAUUAAGACAAGACCUUUGUCAAUUUUAGAAAAAAUAAACAUGUUCGAGAAAAACUCAGAAAAAGAUGUAGUUACAGAUAAAAUAGCAAAUAUUUCUUUAAAAGAUAACACAAUUAGUAAACCUAGAGAAUUAAGUGCACCAACUAUAGUUAGUCUUGCUAAAGAGUCAAGUGGUGAAGGGCACUCUCAAACAGAAGCUGAUUCAAAACAAACUCAAGAAAACAUAGCUAUUGUCGAACACCGGCAUUCAUUACCAGACUUGCCAACUAAAGUGUACAAAAGUAACGUCAACAAAUUUAACUUCUUACAAACACAAUUGGCAGAUGAUAAACUAGAUGACAAAACCACCCCAGAAAACUUAGACACACCUAAACAAGAUCAAAAUAUUGAAAGUAUUAGUAGUAACAUAGUUAAAAAUGAAAUCUCUGAAAAAGAAACAAACAGUAAUUUGAGUAUAAAUAAAGAAGAGAGUAACAUAACUGAUGACAUCAGAUUAGGUAUAGGACACAACUCAUCAAAUCCAGACAAUACUCGAUUAGAAAAUAAUGAAGUAGUUAAAAAUGAACUAGAACAGGAAGUAAGUAUAAGUGUGCCUCCAAGACGGAAGAAGCAAUUGUCAUCUCCUGAUAGGGUCGUUCCGAAAAUAGUUGAAAAAGAAGAUAAGAAACCUGAUGUAAAGAUGUAUCCUGAUCACUUAAAUCCAUUUUCAGAUGAUGAAGAAGAUGAGGAUGAAGUUAAAGAGCUAUCUAAAAAAGCAAGCACCAAUCCAUUUGGCAGUGAUGAUGAAGAUGAUGAUGUUCCGCCCAUAACAAAUCAGCCUAAAGCAUCAAGUAAUGAAAAUCAAGCAACACCUGUAAAACGGCUAAUAAAAGCUUACAAUCCAUUCUGGUCUGAUGGUGAAGAGCCAUCAACUGAUGAUGAAGAGCCUCAUGAACAAAGGUGAAUCUUUUAAUUUUUUUUUAUUAUGAUAGAAUAUUUUGAGUGUAAAACAGGUCUAAAUAUGCCUACCAUUAAAUUAAUAUAAAAAGUUAUAUCUAUGGUUGACAUACAUUUACUAUAAUCUAGCCUAAAUACUCAAUACCUACCUACUAACAUGUGACUUGCAAAAACAUUUUAAAAUUUCACUUUGCAUGAUGAGUCAUCUUGUUAAAAUAACAUUUUUCAGCCAUAAUAGUGCAGGAAACAACGCGGCGGUGUCACGUAGAACAUAUCCAUAUAGCCCGUGAACAUUGAGAAAAUAACUUUCACAAUGCUUCAAGUACUAUUGUAUUCGUAUUGCAUAAAUGUUUUAUGUAAUAUUCCUAGGCAACUGUUAACGAUGGCCACCAGUAGUAGGUAUAGUAGCCGAUAGAUUUACGUAAGAUACUUAUUUUUACUUGCAAUUAAACUGAUUUACAUAUCUUCCCUACUAUAUUUACUUUUGAUUAUAAUGUGUAUCUGAU